CAUCUAACUAGACUAAACUAGAAAACUAGACAUGAGUCUAGUUUUCGUCUGUGAUAUCAUUCUGAUAUCUGCCCUGUUUUAAAACGGAUUAGGCGUUCCUGAACCUGAACCCCAACUACCUGAACCAAUCCACAUUACAUCACGUGACGGACACGACGUGUUCGCCUGUCGGCCAUGCGACUGACACAAACCACAAACCCUCCCCUAGCUCAUUUUGUGCGCGCUUUUUGUGAGAACCGGUGACGGUGACAUGGGGGGUUGAAAUUUGUACCACUCCGUUUUAAACAGUAAUUAUUUCCAAAGUCACGUGUCGUGGCAAUGAUCGUGGUAACGGUGCCGCGAGAAGGACAAGCCCAUAUAAAAAUAUCUAUGGAUAAACCUGACUGAAAUCCUCGAAAUGCAAGGACAAAAACACAGGAACAUGAGCUCCUUAGGCAGCAUUACCAGUUAUGCCGACCCUGAACUGGAGGACCUCAUUGAGAAGCAAGAUAUCGUCAUCCUGCAACCAAAGGACGGUUGGGUCGCACCCGAUCCAAUUCCUGGUGAGUGGAGUUGGAAUGGAAAGACACUUGGCCUGACCAGAGAAACAUUCAGCUUGUCGUCGGACCUUCUUAGGACAUUAGAGUUUCCGACAGUGACAUUUGCAGGAUGCCCUUCCCUCGAAGCAAAGUCAUCGCGUGACUUUGCUAAUGCGGUGAAGAAAGUGUGCAAAGGCUGUACAAAAGUCACCAUAGUGCACAACAAAGACUUAGUUACAACAUUACUGCAUACGUUUCAGAGUGUAGUAGAGCUGGUGUUGCCUCAUAAUAUGAGGCUGCAGAGCUUUCUAUCAGAAGACAAACUUGCAAGUAAUCAUUCAGUGAAGCUUCUCAAGGGGGACAUGUGUGGCAUAGGAGGCAACCACCUGUUGUUGGACGAACCGACUGUACUGGGCAUUGUUUCCAAAUGUCAGCAGUUGGAGUACAUGGACAUAAACGUCGACGAACUGCUCGAGCUCGUCCCAUUCACCUUCAUCGACGUGGGAGAACGAAAUCCUGUUCUAACACUUCAACUCAACAAUUACAUUCUCGGGUCUUUCCGCCACCGCGUGACACUGGAAAACAUUGCCGUCAACUCUCACGUCAACAUUCACUCUCUAGAAAUGAUUCUAUCAUCUAACAAAUGCACGAGCAACCUAGAGAUCGUCACCGGCGACGAAAUCGUCGUAGCGAUGAUUCCUUGCUUCGAAAACGUGACGAACCUGUUCGUAAAAUUUAUCAACGGCACCUGCUCGUUCACGGUGUGUUUCCCGGAAGCCCUGAAGAAGUUUGAGCUUUCCUCACUCGAGCUCAGAAUCUUCACCGACGUUAAACUGUCCAAAAUAGCUCAACACUGCCGUCAACUGGAAUCUCUAUCGUUGAUCGACUGUUGGAUCGACGAUGAAAAAUUAAAGCCGGAGGCAUUUGAGAACCUCAGGGUGCUUGGUGUGGGAAACCAAAUAGCGUUUAGCUUGUUUGGCAAAGGUGGACUCUCGACAGUGAUGUUUGCUCGACUGAUUGAGCGUUGCUCAAGUUUAAACGAGUUGCAUGUAAGUGGACAAGAACUCUGUCGUAUUUUCUUGAAACAGAACUUUAAGAAGUCAAACUUGGUAAACCUGAAGAAACUUGUCUUGUGGACGAAACAAUCGCUCGCAGACUUAGGGGUCCUUGUGUCCGACCUGGAAGCUCUGAAGACGGACUUGGUCUCGUUGGAGUGUGUGGUAACAGACAGCUUCGACAUCAGACUGUUUUUCCAAGUGUACGCGCAAGACGUGAGGCUGAAAUGGUUGAGCUGCACGAGGUGUGUCGCAGAGUUUGCCGUUGUGAACGGCACCAUACUUGUUAGCAACAAGUUUUUUGCUGAUGUUUCAUAAGGGAUGGAUGUUAUGUUUGUUGCUGGUUAAUAUGUGUGUCUUGUGAUCUAGAACCUUAUGUGUGUGAACUGAUCUGAUGGGUUGAGCAGCAUCAGUAGAAUAGGCCUGGCUGAUUGAAAAUUAAUUGAAUGAUUGCAGGCAAAACACUUUGAUUCUAUUGGAAAGAUAAUUGUAAAAAUUCAUGCUCAGAAAAGGAAGAAAAGAUAUUCAUCAUGUAAGAAUGCUGAUAUGUACUCUGAACUCUCAGUGAUAAGUGAUGUCACAAGCGCUGUGCAGCACCCCAAACAGAACAAAACCUCAGGGGUGUUCCUGUGGAUAUCCUCUCACGGAAAUUCGGAUCUCCCUGGGAGACAUAUUUUUUCCGACGGACGUCUCCCACAUUUCCGAGUGGCCAAGGUUCGGACUUCCCACAUAUAUCCGUCGUUUGUCCUCAUAGGAUGUUACAUGGAGAUAUCUGGACAUUGCACGGACUUAGUUAUUUACGUCCACACGUUGUAUGGAUAUACAAACAUCCGUAGAGGAGAAAGACAUUGAUCCUCAGUUUUCAUGGAAAUCAGCAUUUUUCUGCUUGCCAUUUUGUUUAAUCCCCGCACCUUUCCUUUUUGUUUCUCGUACAUGCCAUGACGGAGAACCAACGCAGCGUUUUAAUGAGAAGAAAAUAUAUAUGAAAGCUCCGAGAAGACCACCCAUUCCCAGAAGCUGACUUCGAAAGGCAGUGCCAUUUCCUUCCAAAGAGAAAACAGAUACUAUAUACUGCUUGUCUCGCGAGCAUCCCCAUAUUCCAGACACCCUCUCGCCUGUGAAUCAAAAUGAUGGGUGAGUUGUCUAAGCUUAAUUCGAUUACGCACGCAUACAACAACGAAUUGAGAAAUUGAUCGGUGUAUCAAGACAACGUCUGUGUUUCUUACUGGCUUUGGUUGGAGACAUUCAGCUGGUACAUCGAAAGUCAAACUUCGCAGUGCUACAUCGCUCCCAGAUUUUCUCUCUAGCAAUAAAUGAUCCGUGUAACAUCCCGACAGGGCUUUAACUCGGACAAUUCUUGAAACAGCCGACAUCAUCUGGAUACAGAUCCUGGGACGUCCAUGUAGGAGGCUCCCAGUGAUAUCCGACGGAUAUAGAUGUCCGGAUAUGGACCUUGGGAUCUCCUUCGGACGUCCACAGGAGAAAGUGUUCUGUCUGGGACAGGGGUGAUUAAUUAUGUGUCCUCUAUGUCCGGGCCCAUUUUCACACGAAUUUCACUAGGAUCCCAACAUAAGGAAAAUCAUGAUGCGCUGGACGGUAACAAAGUUGACGUCUCCACCACAUGCUCAAAGCAGUUGCAAAGCUGCACUAAAGAUCCCAACACGAUUUCUGUGCAUACAGGCCCUAGCCCAGAUGUUGCUGCACGUGUUUGUGAUGACUGUGUGUGGAACAAUUGUAGCUGGUGCAUGCAAUCCAACUGUUUACGGAACAUAUGCCCUAUUUCACUUGAGUUUUCCUGUUGUGUCUUACUUAAUGAUCCCCCUUGUUCUAGUUGAACCACACUUUGCACUAUAUAUCUUGUACCUAGCCUGACU
Molecule: messenger RNA, 3447 nt
Organism: Ornithodoros turicata
Lineage: Eukaryota; Metazoa; Arthropoda; Arachnida; Ixodida; Argasidae
Exons: 3
Coding region: 398-1891 (497 amino acids)
Source: RefSeq, a predicted model, not a curated record